Molecule: messenger RNA, 1344 nt
Organism: Lycium barbarum (goji berry)
Lineage: Eukaryota; Viridiplantae; Streptophyta; Magnoliopsida; Solanales; Solanaceae
Product: BOI-related E3 ubiquitin-protein ligase 1-like
Exons: 3
Coding region: 245-1219 (324 amino acids)
Biological process (GO): regulation of programmed cell death
Molecular function (GO): ubiquitin-protein transferase activity
Source: RefSeq, a predicted model, not a curated record
ACUUUCUCUCUCUAUAGAUUUCUUUGACUUCCACAUUUUCUCUCUCUCUACAUAUCCAAAUCCAAAAACCAAAUGCUUUAAAUAAAGGCCAAAUGCCCAUUCUUUCCUCUCUAGUCGCCAACUCCAUUUGCAUGCUCUCUCUACCCUUCUCUUUUCUCUCCAUACAUAUACAUAUAUUCUCCUAUUAUCUCCUUGUCUCUGAUCAUCAAAGGAAAGAAUCAGAUUUCAUAUAUAGAGAUCUUUCAUGGCUGUUGAUCAAGCAAGACAUCUCAAUCUUUUCCCUCAACAACAAAUCAUCUCAAAUAGAGAUAUGGUAAAUUCAAAUCUGGGGACUGGAUUUGUAUACAAUACCCAGAUGGGUGCAAUGCCGGAGAACUUUUUGCCGAUUCAUCAAACUAUGGUUCAGCCGAAGACAUCGGUGAACAAUGACAGUGGCCUUACCUUUAAUCCACCCAUAAAUGAUCAGGUCGCAUCAAGGAAACGUUCAAGAGACUCAUUCAAUAAUCAUUUCGCUACUUCUUUUUCAACCCCUCAGAAACCGUCGUUUGUCGGUGAUGAUGUUUUGCCGCUGGUUCAACAGUAUCAGUUGGAUAUCAACUCCGUCAUUUCUCACCAUACCAAGAAAAUAAGAUUGGAAUUAGAAGAGCAACAGAAACAGCAAGCAAGAAUGCUAGUGGCAGCAAUUGGCGAAAAAGUAAUGAAGAAAAUGAACGAAAAAGACGAACAAAUACAAAGAAUUGGGAAAAUAAAUUUAGUUCUACAAGAAAGAGUAAAGAGUCUUUACAUGGAAAAUCAAUUAUGGAGGGACUUGGCACAAACAAAUGAAGCCACAGCAAAUUCACUACGUAACAACUUAGAACAAGUCCUGGUGCACGUUAGCGAUGCUAACGAGCGCCUCUCCGCAGAAACAAGGGUCGCUGCCGCCGCAGAAGAAGAAGACGCUGAGUCGUGCUGCGGCAGCAGCGACCACGACCACGACGACGGAGAGGAAAACGAGGAAGUGCGCAUGUUAGCAUGGGGAGAUGCGCAGGAUAAGGAGGAUGGUAAAAGUAAAAGUAACAGGAUGUGUAGGAGGUGUGGACAGAGGGAAUCAUGUGUGUUGUUGUUACCGUGCAGGCAUUUGUGUUUAUGCACAGUUUGUGGGUCUAGUUUACAUCAUGCUUGUCCCGUGUGUAAUUCUAAAAUGAAUGCCACAGUGCAUGUUAACAUGUCUUCUUGAUCCAUUGGAGAAACUAUAAAGAUGGAGAAAAUAGAGUUACUGUAGUUUUUGUUUUGAUUUAGAAGUCGCAGACUUACUGUAAAUUCCCUUUUGGUAACUAGUAAAUGAAUUGUUCAUUCUUUCUC